AUGGAAGACCAUCCCGGGCCAGAAGAUGGGGAUACUGGUGUAAAGGCUGAUGAUGGGGAAGAAGUGGUGGUUUAUGUUGGUGUGGCAAAGACCUGGGGUAGAGGAACCAUGUUCAUGAAGCAGUUCAAGUCUGACACUUACACUGAGGAGAGGGUGAGCAAUCCAUAUUUUCCAUUCACUGGAAAACCAGACUGGGAGAUGGCAGCAUUCCUUCUUCAGUCAGACUCAGCAUGGCAGACAUUGAUGAGUUCCUCAAGCUUGAAUUUUUUUGAUUUCAUCCCACACAAAGUCUAUGUUGAGGCAGAACAUGCCAUUCGUGUUGACUAUGGUUUCAUGACUGGUGAUCAUGCUUGGGAACCUCAGGAAGAUUUGCCUGAUGGCAUGACCCUACUUGGUGUGGUCCUCUCCUCAGACAAGACCAAGGUCAGCAACCUCGCUGGCAACUGCUAUGCCCAUCCGCUCCUCAUCACUCUCGCCAAUAUCAACCCUGAUGACUGGUUAGGACCACUCUGGAAGUCUGGUCGACACAUUAUUCUAUGUAUCCUACACUUGCAAGAAUCGCUAUGGACAUCUGUGCAAUUCCUGCAUCAUCUGUACCCUAGUAGUCUGUAUUAUCCAAGUCAUGUUCAUUUGCAUAGUCUGAUGUUAGACGUCAAACGAGGCAACUGGCAACUGCAAGAUGUCAAAUUAAGGGAAACCAAGACCAAAAAUUUGGUCUUGAAAAGUUGUGGUACAGUUUGGUCUGCGGUCUUUGACUGGUUGCGCAACUGGACUUUUAAACCCUAUCCAGGCAUACAUCAGGCAAUUGACCACAGUAUGACAAAGACUUAG
This is a messenger RNA of Suillus discolor, 831 nucleotides long. RefSeq lists its product as uncharacterized. The transcript is spliced from 6 exons. NCBI's taxonomy places the organism in Eukaryota, Fungi, Basidiomycota, Agaricomycetes, Boletales, Suillaceae. The coding region runs from base 1 to 831 and encodes 276 amino acids. The record is from RefSeq and is a predicted model, not a curated record.